Molecule: messenger RNA, 1396 nt
Organism: Folsomia candida
Lineage: Eukaryota; Metazoa; Arthropoda; Collembola; Entomobryomorpha; Isotomidae
Exons: 2
Coding region: 412-1023 (203 amino acids)
Source: RefSeq, a predicted model, not a curated record
UUAUGCCCCAUUCAUUUAUUGAAUGAAUAUUGAAUGAAUAAAUAUGUCCCGGACAUUUAUUUAAUGAAUAAUGAAUGAAUGAAUAAAAUUUUGAACUGAAUGAAUUGAAUAAGGGAUGGCUGAAUGUAAUAAAUGAAUUGUGAAUAAAUUUGGCUCUCAUUCACUUCACGUUGAAGUGAAUGAGCCUGUGAUGUCUCAUUCAUUCUUUAUGAUUGUGGUCGAAAUUCUCAUGCUUUAUGUGCAUCAUCAUUGCGUGCCGGGAACUUCGGUCGGAGCAUGGUGGGAGCCAGUUCAAUAUUCCAACACAUUUUACAUUAAAACCCGUGUUCCCAAAUUUAAAAAAAAAUCUUUCGAAAACUUUAUACGGAGGGAUUUAAUUUUACAAGUUAACAAUUGCAAACUAGAGUAGUUAUGACAUCACAAGUUAACCCUGGCGAUGGCGAAGCUGUCCACACGGAUCAAGAAAUCGUCGACCUUGAGCAUGACUCUGAGGGAGGUUCCAAGGAACCUAAACUCGUAAAACAACCAGGUUUUGAAAAGUUGUCGAAGUUCCGUUUCUUCUUUGAGAAGCAGUUCAGCUACCUUGGACAUUCAAUUGAGUCCCAGAAGUUCUUUUCAACUUGUAAAAAGUGCACCGAAACUGGUAAAAAAAGCCGUGUUUACUCAUUUGGUGCGAGCAACUUUAACGUAAACGGAAAUCGUCAUUAUAGAAACUCACACAAAGAUGUGUCUUUGGAAAUUGAAAUCCCACGAGAAAAUCAUAAGGUGAACGAGUUUUUUCACUCAAAUCAAAACAAAUAUAAUAAAAACGAACCAAUACAAUCAAAAUUCAACUCGAAUCUGCAAGAUUUGGUCUCUGUUGAUGGACUCCCUUUCAGUUUUGUUAAUUGGCUAGGAUUCAGGAACUUAGUAUCUGACCUUAAUCCACGAGUUAUAGUUCCUGACCGAGUGACCUUGGCAAGAAAAUUAGCAAACACGGUCAACAAGAUUCUAUGUAAUUUUGACUUACUCAAAUACACAUAAAACUAUAAUAAAACCUUUAUAUAUGCAAUUUUCCCGCUUGUGCGAAUUCCAGGUAAAACCUAAAAUUCACUCAACCACGUUCAGGAUUACAAUGUUCACAUAUCAUCAGACAUAUGGACAAGUAGACAGGGUGACGGAAUUAUGGGACUUAAAUACCAUUAUAGUAAAAAAGAUACGCAGAACCGAACAUGGAAAUUGGUGUCAAACGUCCUCUCAGCCGUGCAAUUUAAUGAUCGCCACACCGGAGAAAAUAUAAAGCAAAAAUUCCAGCAAUCUAUGGAUUCAUUAGGAAUUAGCACGACCAAGGUGAAUAGUAAGAAUAAACAUUCAAUUUUGUUAAUGAUAAAUAAAUAAUGCAAUACUUUUAAACUCA